AUGCCUCAACAAGGCGAAGAGAAGCGGCGGGCCUUUGUCACCUUCCUCGCCGGCGAUGGCGAUUACACCAAAGGAGUGAUCGGCCUCUCCAAGAGCCUCCGCCUCGUCGACUCGAGAUACGAGCUCGUCGUCAGUGUUCUUCCGGAUGUCCCGCGCCGCCACACCGAUCUCCUCCUCGCGCACGGCUGCAAUGUGCGAUCCAUCCAGCCGGUUCUCCCGCCGCCGGGAGUCUGCGCCUUCGCGAUGCCCCACUAUGUCAUCAAUUACUCCAAGCUCCGGAUGUGGGAGUUCGAGGACUACGAUCAGCUCUUGUAUCUCGACGCGGACAUGAUGGUUUUUGAGAACAUCGACGAGCUCUUCGAUCUCUCGCCGCCCGGAUCCUUCACCGCCGUGAAAGACUGCUUCUGCGAGAAGACGUGGAGCCACACUCCCCAGUUCAAGCUCGGCUACUGCCAGCAGUGCCCCGACCGAGUCCCCUGGAACUUCGCCCUCGGCGAGCCCCCAAAGCCGUACUUCAAUGCCGGGAUGUUCGUCUUCGAGCCGAGUAGCAAGACUUUCGGCCGGAUGAUGGAAGCCCUGGCCAAGAAUCCCCCCACACCAUUCGCAGAACAGGAUUUCCUCAACUUGUUCUUCCAGGACGCCUUCCGGCCGGUUCCAAACGCGUAUAACUUGGUGCUGGCGAUGCUGUGGAGGCACCCCGAGAACGUCAACCUGGCCAAGACCAAAGUGAUCCACUACUGCGCUACGGGAUCCAAGCCUUGGGCUUACACCGGAGAGGGCGCAAACAUGGAUCGUGAGGACGUGAAAGAGCUCGUACGCAAAUGGUGGGUCGUGUAUAAUACACCACUGUCGCUCAUGGAUGGCUGUGGCCCCAAGGACCCAGCGUCCGUGCAAGUUCUCGAGUAAGCGUGAUUGUCCUCGCCAAAGGUAAAGAUUCGUCGAUCGAUAUCUUUUAAGCGAGCUAGAGUGAUCCGGAGAAGCUUUUUUGUUGUGAUGAGCUAACCUUGUAGCGCUAAGUGAAAUUCGCAGAAGGAAGAACCUCGAAUCCUACUUUGCUUUGUAAGAAGUUACUUGUACAGGUGAUUUAAAAUAUACUUCUAAGUUCUCCGAAGAACCCUAAAACUAAAGUUCUUCGAAGAACCCUAGAAAUAAAGUAUAUACUUCUAAAGAG
Selaginella moellendorffii is the source of this 1171-nucleotide messenger RNA. RefSeq names its product galactinol synthase 2. Lineage: Eukaryota; Viridiplantae; Streptophyta; Lycopodiopsida; Selaginellales; Selaginellaceae. Gene Ontology annotation, molecular function: glycosyltransferase activity. The coding region runs from base 1 to 906 and encodes 301 amino acids. The record is from RefSeq and is a predicted model, not a curated record. The transcript has 4 exons.